This is a messenger RNA of Gloeophyllum trabeum ATCC 11539, 1905 nucleotides long. Its product is annotated as subtilisin-like protein. Lineage: Eukaryota; Fungi; Basidiomycota; Agaricomycetes; Gloeophyllales; Gloeophyllaceae. Bases 1 to 1905 code for a protein of 634 amino acids. The record is from RefSeq and is a predicted model, not a curated record. The transcript has 10 exons. Gene Ontology annotation, biological process: proteolysis. Gene Ontology annotation, molecular function: tripeptidyl-peptidase activity; serine-type endopeptidase activity.
AUGCUGUUCCUUCCGCUCUUGACGUUGGCUCUGCUCUCUGUGGCUUUCGCUGAGCCUCGGGUCUCUCCGCUGGUCACGCAUGAGAAGCGUUCGCACACGCCCGCAGGAUGGUCGCGCUCUCGUCGACAUGACUCGGCUGCGGUCCUGCCGUUGCGCAUCGGCCUCGUUCAGAGUAACAUGGACAAGCUAGAAGAGCUUCUGCUCGAUGUCUCUGGGCCGGAGUCGGCGAACUAUGGGAAACACUGGUCGGCUGGCAAGGUCGCGCAGACGUUCGCUCCGAGCAGAGAGACGGUCGAUACCGUCCGAGAGUGGCUGGGUGAUUCCGGCAUCGAGCCCUCCAGGAUAAAGCUCAGCGGCGCCAGGACAUGGAUAGAACUCAAUGCCACAAUUGAGGAGGCUGAGCGUCUUCUGAACACAGAAUAUCACGUCUAUUCGCAUUUCACCGGCAAGGAACACGUCGCGUGUGACAGCUACCAGCUACCCGAGCACGUCAGCAAGCAUGUCGACUUGGUCCUACCCUCCAUCCACUUCGAUGCCGUCAUCAAAAGAGACAACAAUCCAUCCGGCCACACGCUGCGCAACAUCGGUCAGCCCGGUGUCGGGCUAAAGCCAAAGACUACGGGAACAGUCAGUAGCAUCCUCAACCAGUUGGAGGCUUGCGAUCAACAGAUUACUCUGAUCUGUUUGAGGGCCCUGUAUGGAAUUGUUUAUGAGCCUGUCGCUACCAGCAAGAAUAGCUACGGGAUAGUCGAAUACACUCCUCAGGCGUAUCUGCAGACGGAUUUAAACAUGUUUUUCGGCAAUUUCACCCCUAAUCUUGUCGGGUCUUCCCCUAAAAUGGUGUCCAUCGAUGGAGGUUACGCGCAGACCGAGUACACAGGCUUUGAUUACAAUGGCGAGAGCGACUUGGAUCUCCAGUACGCGAUGUCUCUGGUUGAUCCGCAGCCUAUCACGCUGUAUCAGACUGGAGAUAUGGUCGAAGGCGCUUCUUUCAACAACUUCCUUGAUGCUAUUGACGGAUCAUACUGUACAUUCGAAGGUGGGGACGACCCCAACUACGACUCCAUCUAUCCGGAUCCCUAUGGUGGUGGUUAUGAAGGUCCCGAAGACUGUGGUACCGCCACCCCCGCCUAUGUCAUCUCGACGUCCUACGGCUAUAAUGAAGCUGAUCUCUCCCCGGCGUACGCAGCACGGCAAUGUGCUGAGUACGCUAAACUCGGGUUGAUGGGCACCACGGUUUUAUAUAGCUCUGGUGACGAUGGAGUAGCUGGGAAUGGCGAUCUCUGCCUAAAUUCUGACGGUUCUCAGACCGCUAAUGGUACCAUGUUCAACCCAAGUUUCCCCGGGACCUGCCCGUACGUCACGUCUGUCGGGGCCACCCAAGUGAAUCCGGGUGCCAGCGUUGCGGAGCCAGAGAGCGCCUGCAUGCAGGUUAUCUACAGCGGUGGGGGUUUCAGCAACUACUUCGCGAUGCCAUCGUACCAGGCAGCCGCAGUUGAGCACUACCUUACCGCCUACCCGCCACCUUACACCGCCAGCCAAUACAACGCUACGGGCAAGUCUAGAGGCUUCCCCGACGUCGCCGCAAAUGGUGCCAACUACGUUGUUGCCAUUGAUGGAGAGUUCGAGCUUGUCUUCGGAACGUCAGCUUCCUCUCCGGUGACUGGCUCCAUCUUGACGCUAGUCAACGAUGCCCGCCUAGCUGCUGGCAAGAGCCCGAUAGGUUUCAUCAACCCUACCAUAUACUCACCCGCCUUUACCGGCGCAUUUCACGACAUAACUACUGGCAGCAACCCUGGAUGUGGCACUAUCGGGUUCAAUGCCACGGCUGGUUGGGACCCAGUAACCGGUCUUGGCACACCUGACUUCCCUCAGUUGGUCGCUAGAUGGUUGGCUUUGCCUUAG